Messenger RNA from Paramisgurnus dabryanus, 1595 nucleotides. RefSeq names its product annexin A3-like. Gene Ontology annotation, cellular component: plasma membrane; nucleus; cytoplasm. Gene Ontology annotation, molecular function: phosphatidylserine binding; calcium-dependent phospholipid binding; calcium ion binding. NCBI's taxonomy places the organism in Eukaryota, Metazoa, Chordata, Actinopteri, Cypriniformes, Cobitidae. The record is from RefSeq and is a predicted model, not a curated record.
UUCGUCACCAAAUGUUUUGUUAGGCAGACGCGCUAAUGUUUUGUUUUGUUUUAUUCUGUUUGAUCCCAUCGAUAUAGUUCAGUGAUGUGUAGCGGAUCGUGUUGCUCGUAACAUUGUAUAAACAAUUUGGAAUAAAACCCAACACAACCAUCAUCUUCAACAAUGGCUUCUGUAUGGGAUGAUUUAGAUCUUCUCCUGGACUCUCCCUCCUCUCUUACUGUAACGUCAACAGCACGUGGCACCAUUAAAGAAAAGCCCGGCUUCAAUCCAAGUGAGGAUGCGGCUGCUUUAAGGAAAGCUAUGGAGGGCAUUGGGACCACUGAGAAAACUAUUAUUGACAUUUUGACUCAAAGAAGCAAUGCCCAGCGUCAGCUGAUCUGUAAAGCAUACCAAGAUGCUACAGGAAGGAGUCUUUCCGAUGAUUUGGAAGGGGAAACCCAUGGACAUUUUGAAGAUAUUUUGGUGGCCCUAGUAACUCCUCCUGCUAAGUUUGACUGCCACGAAUUUAAACGGGCAAUAAAAGGUGCUGGUACAGAUGAAAGCAUUUUGAUAGAAAUGUUUGCAUCGCGCUCCAACAAUCAGAUCAAGGCUAUGAUCGAUGCAUAUUUGGCAGAAACCAAAAGGUCUCUUAUUGAUGACCUUAAAUCUGAAGUGUCAGGAGACUUUGAAAAAACCCUGCUGCUCAUUGCUGAGGGCAAACGAGACCAGAGUACAAACGUGGAUGCAGCAAAAGCUAAACAAGAUGCCAAGAUCUUGUAUGAGGCCGGGGAGAAGAAAUGGGGCACAGAUGAAAGCAAAUUCAUCGACAUUCUGUGCAACAGGAGCGUUUCCCAGCUCAGACAAACUCUGGUUGAAUAUAAGACUCUGAGUGGAAAGACUCUUCAGGAGAGCAUUGAAAGCGAGAUGUCUGGAAAACUGGAGGAAAUUCUUGUGGCUAUAGUUAAAUGUGUGAAGAGUGUGCCAGCGUACCUUGCAGAGCGCCUGAAUAAAAGCAUGAAGGGUGCUGGUACCACUGAAUCAACCCUAACUAGAAUCAUAGUGAGCCGAUCAGAAAUCGACCUGCAGGACAUCAAGGCAGAAUAUAAGAAACUGUUUGGCUGCACUUUACAAUCUGCCAUUCAGUCUGAGACAUCAGGAGAUUUUUGCAAAACCCUGCUGAAAAUCUGUGGUGAAGAGGUAUUGUGCUGAAUGUACAUUUCCAUGUUUAUAUAACAUAAAGGAUGUGACAUUGCUAUGGAAGUGCCAUUAUAUGAAGACCACAUAUCAAUGAACGUUUAAAUGUAACUUUUUUCAAAUAAUAAUAAUACAUAAUAAAAUCUUUAUAUUAUCCAACAAGAUUUUUGUAUAAUAUACCAUUGCUCAUAUUCUAGAUUCUGGAAUUUAGCACUAAUGUUUAGCUCAAAUAUUAUCUAACAAGAUUUUUGUAUAAUCAAUCAGAUCUUAUAAUCUAGAUUUUACAUUUGGCACUAAUGAUAUUUGUAAUACCACAGACUACAUUUUGCUUUCUACAACGUUGAUUACAAUCUGUAUGUGCUUACAUUGUAAAAAAAAUUAUAAAUUACAGUAAUUGAAGAAUAAACUCUGAUUACAAUGCC